Messenger RNA from Leguminivora glycinivorella, 850 nucleotides. RefSeq names its product mitochondrial import inner membrane translocase subunit Tim21. Bases 100 to 771 code for a protein of 223 amino acids. Lineage: Eukaryota; Metazoa; Arthropoda; Insecta; Lepidoptera; Tortricidae. Gene Ontology annotation, biological process: protein import into mitochondrial matrix. Gene Ontology annotation, cellular component: TIM23 mitochondrial import inner membrane translocase complex. The transcript is spliced from 3 exons. The record is from RefSeq and is a predicted model, not a curated record.
AUAGCAAUAACCUAAAAGUUAUAGAUUAUUUAGAUAUAAACAUAUUAACAAAAAUAGAAUUUUAUCAGUUCAGUUAAUCUCAUAAGCCUUGUAAAUAAAAUGUCAAUUAUUUCGAAGUUUCUUCCAAGUCUACGAAAUGGAAGACCUCUCCAAGUUGUACCAAUAAUUCUUAAAAAGAAUAAUUUUAUUAGCAGUCAGCGCUAUUCUACAGAAAAACGAGAAAGUAGUUUAGCAAAAAGCCAAGAAAGGGCUGAAGUAUCUACUGAUGUCCGACCUUUAGGAGAGAAAAUAAAGGAGACCACUAAAACGGUGUCAUAUACUGGCGUUAUACUGCUAGGUGUUGGGGUCACCGGCAUUAUUUUCUAUUACGUCUUCAGGGAGUUAUUUUCUAGCAACAGUGCAAACAGCAUUUAUUCGACUGCUUUAGAGAAGUGCAAACAAGAUCCUAGAGUGGAAGAUGCAUUGGGUGCUCCAAUUAAGGGUUAUGGAGAAGAGACCUCAAGGCGGCGCCGCACACAUGUCAGCCAUGCAGUGUAUGAGAAAGAUGGAGUCAAACACAUGAGGAUGAGGUUUUACAUUAAAGGAAUCAGGAACAAGGCAGUUGUUGAAUUGGACAUGAAACAGAAUGAUUAUGGCAACUACCAGUGUCGGUAUCUUCUGGUGCAACUUGAUGACUACAGCGGCAAAACCUUCAUCAUUGAAGACAACCGCGCAGAACUGGACCGUAAAGACUUUGCUGGCCAGUUACCUACACUCACCCUUACUCAGUGAAAAACUCAUGUAUAUUUUUAUCAUGUAGAUAAGUAGUGUGUACAUACCUAAUUGUUAUAGUUAUAAAUUGUUGAACAAA